Cuscuta epithymum is the source of this 3092-nucleotide messenger RNA. NCBI's taxonomy places the organism in Eukaryota, Viridiplantae, Streptophyta, Magnoliopsida, Solanales, Convolvulaceae. The record is from the annotation of a GenBank genome assembly.
AAAAAAAAAGAAUUUCGAGGUCCCAAACGCAUCCUUAAGAAUCACGAAAAGAUCAACCCUACCUGCCGAGAGUGGAGCUUACCUGUCGCCUCUCGGUCACUUCUCAGAAGUGCCCGUCAACUCGCCGGCAUCAUAAACGCAGCUGAUUCCUAAACGUAAUCAGCUGCAUGGUGCGUCUCCUACACAGUUAAGCCACACUCUCUGCUCUAAUAUCUCCCUGCUGCCGAAAGGAAAACCAAUUCUUCAACCUAACCCAUACCUCUCCAGCUCUUGUAACUGCUGACACCGCCGAAUUUCUUUCAAGGUAGAACAUGCAAAUCAAGCUAUCUUUUCUUUGCAAAGACCGGAAAUUCCCCAUAUGAGUUGCCCUUCCAUUAGCAUCGUCUAAAGCUCUACAAUAUGAAAUCAGAUCCAUUAGAUUGGGUAGAGGAAGCCAAAGAUCCUUCAUUCUUCCCAUUAAAAAGAAAAAGGAGUUUUAAAUCCAAAAGACUAGAAUUCAUAGGAUGGGGAUCCAGGCCUUUGAUUGAAUUUCUCCAAUCAAUUGGCAGGGAAACCAAUAAAGAGUACUCUAGGCAUGAGGUCAAUGCCUUAGUCAUUGACUAUGUACGUUCCAACAACCUUGUGAAUCCACAAAAGAAGAAGAGGAUUGUAUGUGAUGAAAGACUUCGGAUGCUUUUUGGGAAGAAAUCAAUAUCCAGGAUCAAAGUUUAUGAUUUGUUGGAAACACACUUCAUUGAGAAUCAGGAUGAGUCUGAGGAAGAACACGAACACAGUUCAUCAGAGGAUGUAGAUGGAGAGACUGGUUCUUUGAUUAUAUCAAAGGAAAGAAAAAUUGCAGUACAACAAAAGAAGAUCCAGGAGGCCCCUAAAAGCAGUUUUGCCGCCCUUACUGCUGAAAAUAUUAAGCUUGUCUAUUUAAAGAGGAGUUUAGUUCAGUCUCUUUUGAAGACCCAGGAGAACUUUGAUAAUAUGGUAGUGGGAAGCUUUGUGAGGAUAAAAUCUGAUCCUUAUGAUUUCUUCCAAAAAAAUUCUCACCAGCUUCAGCAAGUUACAGGUGUAAAGAAGACGUUUCAGUCUGUAGAUACUGGCGCAGAAACUUACCUUCAGCUCUCAAGUUGGUUGAGAGAUGUUUCCAUAUCUUCACUGUCAGAUGACGAUUUCACAGAGGAAGAAUGCGAGGAUUUGAGUGAAAGAGUAAAAGGUGGUCUGCUUAAAAGACCUACAGUUGUGGAUUUUGAAUUAAAGGCUCAUAUUCUGCAUGAGGAUAUCACCCGACAUUGGAUUGCUAGAGAAAUUACAUUGUUACAAAGGCGAAUUGACCAUGCCAAUGAAAAGGGAUGGCGGAGAGAAUAUCCUUUUCUAUUUUAAUGCUACUUGACUUGUGAGUGAAACUUCUUUCUUUGUCAGGACUCUGGAUUUAUAGUGUGUAAAAUGCCCACUGUCAAUUUUUAUUGCUACACACCUGAUAAGUACAGACUGGGGAAGAAGAUUCAGUUCAUGAAUGUUUUGAUAUGUAGUAGUAUACACUAGUAUGCUAUUAAUGAUGUUUAUAUGACUAAGAUCUGUAUUGGUAAAACCUGAGAUAUAUACCUAUCUUUUCGUUUGUUGCCUAUCUUAUCUGGUUGUAUAAAACUUGAGACCUAUAUCUAGAACAUGAUUCCCACCAAAACAACCUAGUAACCUACCCAACAAAUGAACACCCCACAAACACCCACUAGGCUCCCAAGUAACAUAAGAAGUUUGUUAACCUGACUGGUAAAUUAAUUAUUCAUUACUAUGAACUUAAUCCCACCAACCUCAACUAGUUGUCUAGUUAGGAUAAAGGUGCUGAUAAUUGUGAUGAAUUUGACUUGCUACUUGCUACUUGCUAGACAUUUACAUAAUAAACCGAAGACUUUCAUAUAACUCUAUUGACCAACUCGAGAAUCUCUUUGUUUUAAUUAGUUCAGGCCAGUUUUGUUAAUGGAGGAUGGCCAAAAUUUCUUCAUAUGCUGCCACCAUUAUUCUUCUCGGGCUUAAUAUGGCGGACUGCUCUAUUACUUGGUGCUUCUGGAAAGGAAUUUGCUUUAAUAAUUUAUUAAAAAAAAUCCCCAUUAUUGUUUGUUCUAAGGUGUCAGUUACACCCUAUGAGUGAAGAAAACUUGUGGAACACUAGAACACUCAACCAUCAUGCGUUUUUUCUUUAACUGCUUUAGAAUUCACAUUGCACGAGUACUUGCAGAAAAGACAGCUACUCAUGACAAAAACUGAGCAAGACAGAUUAUUGUCAGAGAAGCCGAAAAUAUUAGCUGAAGAAUUAGAACUCAAAGCUACACCACCAGUUGUUUCAGAAAAAAAUGAAGAAAAAAGUUGCUCUCCUGAACCUGAGCAGACUAGACUUUCUAGUGAGAAUGUAGAAACUAAUGCGGAGGAACCUGAAAAGCAGAUAAUGUCAUUUGAUGAUCCAGAAGCAGGAGGAGCUAGGUGCUUCAUGGGAUCAAAUCUUAGGGAGGCUUCUGAUCUAUCUGCUCCAGACCCCAUAAGAGAAUCUGCGGUCAUUGAAUUGAGCGAUGAUGAAGAUGGUGUUGCUCCAAAGUGUAAUGGGCUGCCGCCAGUCGGUACAAUCCUAAACCCUAAUGAUGAGAUAUGGAAUUAUUUGGAUCCACAAGGAGUAGUUCAGGGUCCAUUUCCGCUAGUCUCAUUAUCUCGUUGGUACAAGUCUUCAUACUUUCACCCCAACUUUCGCAUCUGGAAGACCUGUGAAAGCCACCAGCAAUCGGUUCUACUGGUUGACGUGCUUCGGGAAUAUUCAAUGAUUUAGUUUUUCGUACUACUUCAGAGCCCUAUAAAAUUAGGUAAAUUUCCAUCCACGGGAUUCAUAGGAUAUAUACAUUUAUAUUACUUGAAAAGAUUUGUUAUUUUCAACCUUCAAACAGCCUAACAUGAUCACUCAACAUAUUCAUCUUGGAUAUGAUGUAAACAGCAUUAAAAUCUUAUUUUCUUUUUGUUAUUGUUAAUGCCAUAGCACUCGCAGCAUUGUGGUGGUUGAUGACCAUUCUAGGUACACAAUAUAUAUAUUCUAGUAUAUAUAUGGAGUUUUUGUGUUCAUAAUU